Corythoichthys intestinalis (scribbled pipefish) is the source of this 2641-nucleotide messenger RNA. It is a transcript of the gene eif2a, whose product is annotated as eukaryotic translation initiation factor 2A. Gene Ontology annotation, molecular function: tRNA binding; protein binding; mRNA binding. The transcript has 18 exons. Bases 61 to 1821 code for a protein of 586 amino acids. Gene Ontology annotation, biological process: translational initiation. Gene Ontology annotation, cellular component: cytosolic small ribosomal subunit. Lineage: Eukaryota; Metazoa; Chordata; Actinopteri; Syngnathiformes; Syngnathidae. The record is from RefSeq and is a predicted model, not a curated record.
GUGAACAUGGCGCCGCCUGUACCGCUUUUAGCAGGUGACUGACCAGGAAGCGACUCGUACAUGUCCCCAAAUGAAUGGGAAAAGACGCAAAAUCAACGGGAAGUGACCUACAAAUGCCCUCAAAAGUGGCAAGACGUCAGAGGGUCGGACGGUACGAGGCUCCUCGACGGUCCCCCGACCUACCAAGAGCACGCCGCCUUUCCCAGGGACCCUCACCCGUGCCGGUGCCUGACAUUUAGCCGCGACGGUUCACUCUUGGCCUGGUGCAAUGGCAAAAGCGUGUCAGUGGCGCGGACGUCGGACGGUUCCUCGGUGGCCACCUUGGAGCUCCCCAAGACGACGCUGUUGGAAUUCUCGCCGCUGGGCAACGUUCUGGUCACCUGGCAGCCGUACACAAAAAGCGCCGACGCGGCCCAAGGCGAGCCCAACCUUCGGCUGUGGAAGCUCCCCGGCGCCGGCCCGCUAAAGGCUUUCUUUCAGAAGAAAGCGGAGGCCUGGUGUCCCAGCUGGUCCGCCGAUGAGAAAAUGGCCGUCAGGAUGGUCAGCAACGAGCUGCACUUCUUCGAGGACAACAAUUUCGACGUGAUCGCCAGCAAGCUUCUCGUGCUCAAAGUUUCCAACUUUGAGCUUUCGCCGGGGAGCCAUCCGGGCAAGGUUUGCGUGUACGUCCCGGGCAGCAAAGGAGGGCCGUCCUUGGUGCGCAUCUUCCAGUACCCGAACUGGGGCGCCGCGCUGGCCACCAAGAGUUUCUUCAAAGCGGACCGUGUCAGCAUGCUGUGGAACAACAAAGCGUCAGCCGCGCUGGUGACGGCGAGUACAGAGGUGGACAAGAGCGGAGCGUCCUACUAUGGCGAACAGACGCUGCACUACCUCAACGUCGGCGGAGAGACGGCGCUCGUGCAGCUGCCCAAGAACGGUCCCGUCUACGACGUGGCGUGGAGUCCUAACUCGAGCGAGUUCUGCGUGGUGUACGGCUUCAUGCCGGCAAAGGCCACCGUCUUCAACCUCAAGUGCGACGCCGUCUUCGACUUCGGGACCGGACCGCGGAACGCCGUCUACUACAGCCCCAAGGGUAACAUCCUGGUCCUCGCGGGAUUCGGGAAUCUCCGCGGCCACAUGGAAGUUUGGGAUGCCAAGAAGUACAAACAGGUGUCGAAAUUGCAAGCGGAAAACUCCACGCACUUUUCCUGGUGUCCGGACGGCGAGCACGUGCUGACGGCCACGUGCUCGCCGCGCCUGCGCGUGGGCAACGGCUUCCAGGUGCGCCACUACUCGGGCGGCGUGGCGCACGCUCACGAGACGCCCGAUGGCGCGGAGCUGUGGGAGGCUCGCUGGCAGCCCUUCCCCGAGGGGACAUUCCCCGAGCGGCCGGUGGCGAGUGCCCGGCCCGGCGGCGAGCCGGCCGCCACCCCCGCCCUGGCCUACCGGCCGCCCGCCCUCAGACACCUCCCGGCCGCGCCCACUUCAAAGCUGCACGAGGAAGAAGCGCCUCAGAACGCGCGCGGUCCCGACAAGAUUCUGUCUAAAGCGGCGCUGAAGAAUCAGAAGAAACGAGAAGCGCGAAAAGCCGCCAAGCAGGAGAACAAGCCCGAGGCGGAGCCUCCCUCGGACCCCGCGCCCGUCGCCCGACCGUCGGAGACCGGCGGCGACCCCGAAACAGACAAGAAAAUCAAGAACGUCAAGAAGAAGUUGAAAGCCAUCGAGGAGCUGAAGGAGCAACAAGCGGCGGGGAAAGUUCUGCAGAAGAACCAGCUGGAAAAGAUGCAGAAGGAGGAGCAGCUGCUGGAUGAGCUGAAACACUUGGAGCUGCACUCGCUUUGACCGAAGGAUCGCGGGCGGACGGCGUCUCUUUCGCAGGUCGCUAAGCGACGUGUCACCACUUGCGCAAUAAAAGCCUGAUUUUGUUCAUCGCUCCAUAGCCAACUUGCAUUAUCUCCAUCAAAUGGGAUGGGACGAUACGGGGGAUCUAAAGGCUUAAUCAUUUCAGGGUGUCAGACUGAUUUUACUGGAAAAGAAAACACACUGUUAUUGUUCAUCCAUAAAUUCAAAAAGGGGGGCAAACAUUUGAGAGAAAUAGGAUGGAAAAGGAGGGAUGCGUGGAAAUUGUAUCAUUGUAUUGAAAGCAUACGUUUUGCCAUUGGCAACAAAAAAGUAAACCCAAUGAAAGAGCUGAGCUGAGCUCCAAGUCACUUGAUUUCAAGAAAUUCUCCGUGAUGGGAAGUUGCCCCAUGCAAUAUGGCCGCCGUACAGGACGGAAACGGGUCGCGUCUCGUUUUCACGCCUGUGAUUGGAACACCCAGCUGUCAGCCAAAGGUGGUUCUUGAUGACGCAAAAAAAGUGGCAUUUGACGGCAGUUCGGCUAAAUGGAGUUAAGCUAACCAAGGUAAGGGUUCUCGAUACACGCAGAGUCAACAUUCAAGUCAAGUUGGAACGCGGCGUCAAGGGACGUCUUUGAGCCUAAAAGCGAGUGCGCAAACGUGGCGUCCUAAAUUCCAAACAAGGGGCUUGGACAUUUUGGUGGGGGUGGGACGCGGGUCCACACGUGCAGGCGGCGUCUUUCCAGGAGGCGCUACAACAGAGCUACGACCAACAGCGAGUGCUGGCGCUGCGCGACAGGAAGGAGGCCGUGCUGCGCGUCUUC